GCUGAACGGAGCCUGUGUAUCGCGACAGAGGAGAUCGCGACAGAAGAUAUCGCUACUGAGAAGCUGUGAUAGCGGCAGCUCCGCCGCUCGGAUUACCGCUCGUAGGGCUUCCGUGCCAUCCAUUGGAUUAUAUCGCGAUAUGACCCUGGAGGAGCUGCUGCCGUGCGACAGCCCCAGGAUGCGCGCGGUGGGAGCAGCGGUGGAGCGGCUGUUGGCGGCGGCGCAGCGCAGCGCUCGGCUCAGCGUGGGGGUCUACGAGGCCGCCAAGCUGCUGAACGCGGACCCCGACAGCGUCGUGCUGUGCGUGUUGGCCACCGACGAGGAGGACGAAGGCGACAUCGCCCUGCAGAUCCACUUCACGCUGAUCCAGGCCUUCUGUUGUGACAAUGACAUCCACAUCGUGCGCGUGGCCGGCAUGCGGCGCCUGGCGGCUGUGCUGGGAGAGCCGGCGCCGGGAGCCGAGCCUCGCGAUUUGCAUUGCCUGCUGGUCACGAUGCCCCACGCAGACGCCUGGCAGAGCCACGGUUUGGCCGAGGUGGCGAAUUACUGCGCCGAGAGCCGCGACCGCAACCAAUGGGUGCCGGUGGUGCGGCUGCAGGAGCGCUGAGCGCCGGGACGGAGAGCGGAGCUGCGGGGAGCACAGAGCCGCCCCAGCGCCCCGAGCACAGACAGGGAUUUUUCUGUCCAACCGGAGAGGAACGCGGAGCGCCCGGCGCGGCGGUGGGCACAGCUGUGGGGCUGAGCCCGGGGCAGCCGUGGGGCGCACAGGUCCCGUUUUGGGGGGGGUCCCGUUUUGGGGGGUCCCUUUGAGCGCCCUUGCAGCGCUCGGUCCCUUUGGUGAUGGAGGAGGAAGGAUUCGGCCGAACUUCAUCCUGGGACGGCGCGGCGGUGGUGACGUGGAUGGACGUGUGACGCUGUUUUUUGGUUUAUUUUUUGCACUCGAGCCACUGGGGAGACCCUGCCCCGAUCCCACCACAGAGUCUAUUCUUGUACUGAUCGCAGAACAACUUUUGGUUUUGUUUCGUUUUGGUUUCUUUUUUUUUCCAAUAAAUUUUCUAACCUCA
This is a messenger RNA of Centrocercus urophasianus (Greater sage-grouse), 1064 nucleotides long. It is a transcript of the gene GADD45B, whose product is annotated as growth arrest and DNA damage inducible beta. Gene Ontology annotation, cellular component: cytoplasm; nucleus. Lineage: Eukaryota; Metazoa; Chordata; Aves; Galliformes; Phasianidae. The coding region runs from base 140 to 607 and encodes 155 amino acids. Gene Ontology annotation, biological process: regulation of cell cycle. The transcript has 4 exons. The record is from RefSeq and is a predicted model, not a curated record.